This is a messenger RNA of Papilio machaon (common yellow swallowtail), 1019 nucleotides long. RefSeq lists its product as uncharacterized. The record is from RefSeq and is a predicted model, not a curated record. Bases 20 to 892 code for a protein of 290 amino acids. NCBI's taxonomy places the organism in Eukaryota, Metazoa, Arthropoda, Insecta, Lepidoptera, Papilionidae. The transcript is spliced from 2 exons.
GCUUUACUAGUAAGCAUAUAUGAUGCAGUGUUUGUACGGAAUUCAUUUUUUCAUACUUUUCUCAGUCGUCUCGCAAAUAUUUUGCGAUGACCAGGUCAAAAAAGGUGAAAUUUCAACAUAUAAUCACAGCACCACCAUCAAAGCUUACAACAUUGGAGUAGAAUUAGGAAUAAUAAGUACCGAAAAGUAUACAUUUGAUUCAUUCCUAAACGAUGAAAAAAAUAUAUUCAAACCCUUAUAUGAAGAAUACAAAGCAACGAAUGGCACAGAACCGAUUAACUAUGAAGAUUGGCUAAUCGUGAACAAUUAUGGAAUUCUGAGCGACACCCAAGAAUCUUUAUUUCAGAAGAAGAUUUCAAAACGGAGUACCGCAGAUAAUAAAAGAAGAUUCGUAAAUUUGGUUAAGAAAGGAGAUAUUUUAAUAACUGGAAGAGGAAUAGGGGGUUUAGUUGGACAUGCUGCUAUAAUGACAACUGACUAUUGGGUGUUAGAAAUGCCGGGAGGUAAAGGUUGGGAGAACGGGAUAAGAGACAACAACAGACAAGUUCCUAAACACAAAUGGUUUGAUCAACACGCAUCUGACUGGACUACCGUAUAUCGCAACAGAGAUGCUUCAGUCGCUCGACAAGCUGCGGAUUGGGCCGAUAGAACAUAUUACAAUCCGUCAGGUGGCGCCACUAAAACGAAACAUAUAACAUACAAGAUCAGUACAGACAUUUGGUCUACUAACCCCAGCUAUUGCUCCAAACUUGUUAUACAAGCAUAUUACUUUGGAACGGGAAAGAAGAAAGUUAUACGUGAUUUAUCUAUUGUGGGAAGAAUAAUCGUUCCUUCGACAAUACCGAACUACUUUUUACCGCCGUACACGUUGGUGAAUAAAGGAAAAUAUUGAAAUAGUUUUUUCUUGUUUUCUUGAUUGUCGUUUAGGAGAAAAGUAGCUUGAAUUUUAGUUCAUAGAACAUUUAUUAUAAAAGUAUUUAUAUAGCAUUAAACGUUAUUGAAAUAAAAUAAAUUUAUAU